CAUAAUUUGGGAAGAUGCACAGAAAUAUUUGGUUUUCGGCACCACGUAGUCGAUUGAACUGUGCGGUUUGACAGGCAUUUUUGAAAACAUGCUUAAAAGUACAAUUAUAUUAGCAGUUGCAAUUUCACAACUGCUAGAAUUGGCAACGUCAGAGAAUGGUUACUCAAGAGAUGUUCCAUCAAACCAAUUACAGUACCCAGGAACACAGUUUUCCGGCUACCAAUAUGGUAAUGAAGAGGACCUCAUGGUGGGAAGUGUACCAGGUAUUCCUGGGAGAGAUUACCCCACCUACGCAUUCCCACCCGAUACAUCCUUUCGAUGCCAGGACCAACGUUUUCCAGGAUAUUACGCCGAUCCAGAAGCACGCUGCCAAGUAUUUCAUAUUUGUCAAACUGGUAAUCGAAAGGACUCUUUUCUAUGCCCUAAUGGAACACUUUUCAAUCAGGAGUUUUUAGUUUGCGACUGGUGGAACCACGUAGAUUGCGCAAGAGCUAGAGAAUUUUAUUCGAUUAAUGAAGUUAUUCAGAGGGCGAUGGAGGAGGCGACUCAACGACUACUUUAUGAAGCUGCACAAAGAGCCAGAGAACAAUAUGAAUCUGGCUACAACUAUAGGAACCCUCUCUUAAAUGGAGCAAAUGGGUAUUAUGCGGAUCGAGAUCAAGGCACUGGUUCUAAUCAAAUAGCGCCGAAUAGGCAGUACUUGCCUUCAAAUUAGGAUGUUUCCAUUGCCAUAAUUGCACAAUUUCAUAUAUGUAUAUAAUCACCAUAAAUAUAAUGUAGAUUUAGUUGAAGCAUCAA
This is a messenger RNA of Hermetia illucens (black soldier fly), 798 nucleotides long. RefSeq lists its product as uncharacterized. Bases 89 to 715 code for a protein of 208 amino acids. The record is from RefSeq and is a predicted model, not a curated record. Lineage: Eukaryota; Metazoa; Arthropoda; Insecta; Diptera; Stratiomyidae. Gene Ontology annotation, molecular function: chitin binding. Gene Ontology annotation, cellular component: extracellular region. The transcript has 2 exons.